This is a messenger RNA of Dovyalis caffra, 228 nucleotides long. Lineage: Eukaryota; Viridiplantae; Streptophyta; Magnoliopsida; Malpighiales; Salicaceae. The record is from the annotation of a GenBank genome assembly.
AUGGCUAAGGGCUAUGUUGGUGUUGUUACGGUCGAGAGAGAGAGGAAAAAGAUAGAGGAGACGGUCACGCCUUUGUGUGAUAAUGGCUUACAAAGGAUUCAACUAAGGGAAAACGAAAGGAGAAGCAUGGCUUUAUGUGGUGGUGGCUUGUGGAGGAUUUGGCCAAGAAGGAAAAUGAAAGAGGAAACUUGUAGAGGGGAGCUAAGUUUCGGCUACAAUGAAGGAUGA